This is a messenger RNA of Drosophila rhopaloa, 2412 nucleotides long. RefSeq names its product proprotein convertase subtilisin/kexin type 5-like. The coding region runs from base 1 to 2412 and encodes 803 amino acids. The record is from RefSeq and is a predicted model, not a curated record. The transcript has a single exon. Gene Ontology annotation, cellular component: extracellular region. NCBI's taxonomy places the organism in Eukaryota, Metazoa, Arthropoda, Insecta, Diptera, Drosophilidae. Gene Ontology annotation, molecular function: chitin binding.
AUGUGUGACAAGGAUGAGAAGCGUUCGGUGCCAGCGAACUGUUCCCAGUACGAGGUCUGCAUCGAUGGCCACUGGCGGCGACGCACUUGCUCCGACCAGCGGUACUACAAUCCAGAGCAGCAGCGCUGCUUGGAGCCCCGGGAUGACAUGGUCUGCGCCUUCGCCAGGGUAUCGAAUCUACCGGUCUGCAGCAACUUCACCGAAUCCCAGAUAGUUGUGGCCAAGAGUGGCAGCUGCCUGCAGUACUUCCGUUGCUCCGGUGGCAAGUGGCGUUUGCGAAACUGCCCCAAACAGCACUACUUCUCAGCUAUGAUAGGCUCCUGUCUGCCCUUGCCCAAGGGCCUUGAGCAGGAUAAGAAUCAAACCAUUUGCGGUUGGGCGAGAAGCCAGACAGCUGGCAAUUUCUCCCAGCUCUGCCAGCACCUGGCAGUGCGUCCUUCGUCGGCCGGAGGCUGUCACAGCUACCUCAUGUGUCUGGACAACUCCUGGUGGCUCCAGCAGUGUCCUUUGGGCAUGUACUUUAGCCGGGAGCACAACUACUGUCUGCCCAACGAUGCCGGGCAGUGUUCCCUGCCGACGGAGCAGAGUGGGGGCAACUGCUCCAGUGGAAGCAGUAGAUCCUUGGUGGCCAGUUGCCACAGCUAUGAGCUCUGCUCCGGUGGCCAGUGGAUUAGGAAGCGCUGCCAGGAACGGGAGCAGUUCGAGCCCAUGCUUGGAUGUGUGCCCAGCGAUGGAAGUUGCCAGGACAAUGGGAUGAGGCGCAUCUGUGCGGAGGGCGAACUGCGAGCGCAGUUCGGGAACAACUGUUCCCAGUCGUUCCUCUACUGCGAGGCGGAGGAGUGGCAUCUGGGUAGCUGCCUGAGGGGGCACAGUUUCGCGGCCAGUCUCAACAAGUGCCAGUUGCAGUCACAAUGCCAACUGAAGACGAAGGAUCUCGCCACGGAGAACCAGUGCCUGGGUCAAUUGGAUGGUCUUAGUGUUUCCGACCCCACGGACUGCACAAAGUUUUACAUAUGUCUGCAGCAAGUGCCCGCUUUUCCGCAGAGCUGCUCCUCGGGCAGCUUCUUCGACUCCAACCAAGGAUACUGUCGUCCGAACGAUGGCUCCUGCCAGCUGGCCCUUUGCUCGGGCUUGGAUGGCAAGUUGGUGGCUCAUCCGGAUGAUUGCCGCUCCUACUACAGCUGCUCCAGCCAGAAUGGAACCAGCCUGAUGCAAUGUGACGAGGGUCAGUACUUCCACAGCCUGCUCUCGAUUUGCCGCGCGGAUCACGGUCAGUGUCGCUCGGCCAACAAUCAGGACGACUCGGGAACAGCACCCAGGCUGUGCUCCGGUCUCCAUGGAGUAAAAAUUCCACACGAGCUCUACUGCAACCUGUACUACGCCUGCGUCAAGGGAUUAGCCGUACCUGUGGAGUGUCCGGCACAGCACCAAUUCAAUCCGGUGCUAUCCAUCUGCGAGCCGGAGUCCCAGGCCGUCCAACUGUGUCCCAAUGGUCAGCUGCAGGGAAAUGUCAGCUAUGUCUAUAGCUGUGGAAACCUUCAGGAUGGCAGCUUCCUGGCCAAUCGGACUGACUGCACCCGCUACUUUAUCUGCGUCGGAGGAAGGGCCACGGCGCAGCAAUGUGCUGCGGGAACCUUCUUUGAUUCGGAGCAACUACUCUGCCUGGCGGACGAUGGCUCCUGCCCGCUGGUGGUACCAGUUCCCGACGAUGGUGACGACCCAAACAACCAGCAUGUGCCCCCAGAUCCGCUGGUUUGCGAGGGCAAACAUGGAUAUAUUAUGCCCGAUCCGGCCAACUGCAAUAACUUUUAUCUGUGCGUUUCUGGGAAACUCCGCCAUGAGCUGUGCUACACGAACUACUUCUUUAACGCCACACUGGAGCAGUGCCAGGCCUAUGAGGUCAGUUCAGAUGGAGAUAGCCGGACAGAGAAACCUGUGGAGUCCCAACAGACGGAGCUUGGUGUCCAGGAAAGGGCUGCAACAAGCGGAAUCUGCAAGGAUGCGGCCACUUCCUUUGCCGGAAUAUGUGGGGUCAUCGGAAACGGUGCCUUCGUGGCGGAGCAGGGUGAUUGUAGGCGGUACACCAGCUGCGACGACGAUGAACCCGUCUCCCAGCGAUGUCGCAAUGGUGAAAGUUUCGACAGCCUUUUGGGAAUCUGCCGGCAAAACGAUGGAACCUGUCUCAUGGAGAAUGGCGAACGAGUGGGGGUCUGCAACGGCAAACAUGGUCAGCUGGCCCGGGAUGCAGACAACUGCCGCGGAUACUUCACCUGCGUCCAUGGCCAAAAGAUCGAGGGAUCGUGCUCCCAGGGAGAGUUCUUCAAUAGAUUGACCAGCAGCUGCGAACUGGAUGUCCUGCAGCAGUGCAAAAGCGAUGCAGACGACGUGAUCAGCGGUGCACUUUCGAUCUGA